AUGGACCAUUCGGACCCAACUUCAGUGGGAGGAGUCCCGCCGAAUGCGGAUGUAGACUCCUGGUCCAUCUUCCCCUGCAGCGCUUCGGACUUGGGUAUAUCCGCCUGGCCGUGCUCAACCCAGAACCUUCAACCACCAGGGCUGCAGGGCAGCACCGUCAGAGCAGCACAGUCUGGAAUAUGUUCUGAGUGGAGUCCGGGCGAUGUGGACGCGUGGUCGUGCUUUGUGUCGGAUAACCAACGUGAAUCCACCGCACCCGCAGCAGAUAAUCGAAAAGUAUCAAGUAGCACCGCCCACCCAGAGUCCACUGGAGAUGUCGAUUCUUGGUCGCAGUUCCAGUGUUUGAGUGGCCAAUCCGCACCAGCCACGCUAGCGAAAGCUGAUCAACUAUCCACUUUCCACUUUGCGGCGAUAUCAGACAAUACUCCGCAGCAGCUUGAGGCCGCUGGCGAUGUUGAUUCUUGGUCACAGUUCUCGAUCGUGAAUGAUCAAAUACUGCCUAGGACUUCAAGAGGGAUAAAUCAAAUACGCCAGUUGGACAGCAUGGAUCAUCUCUUUGGCCAUGCAAUUAUCAACUCGGAGGUAGCAGGAGAUGUCGAUUCAUGGUCGCAGUUCAUUUGCGAGAACUGA
Messenger RNA from Aspergillus pseudoviridinutans, 630 nucleotides. RefSeq lists its product as uncharacterized. NCBI's taxonomy places the organism in Eukaryota, Fungi, Ascomycota, Eurotiomycetes, Eurotiales, Aspergillaceae. The record is from RefSeq and is a predicted model, not a curated record. Bases 1 to 630 code for a protein of 209 amino acids. The transcript is spliced from 2 exons.